CUGGCUCCACUCCAGUCGCAGUCGUCGGCGGAAGCAGUCUGGUGUCACUUCUCGAACAAGGUUCGUCUCCGGUUCUCCGGCUCUCCGUUUCCGUCCGGCACGCGCUAACCGCUUUUCGUUUCGGUUUUUCAUUUAACUUUUCGCAGCCCUCGCGUCGGCAAGGCAUGUGAUACGGAAAAAGCCCUUAUGAUAGUGCUAACUAAAGACUCGACUAACUAAACAUAAGUUACAUAAAAAUAAACCCGAUAAAACAUAACCCAAGAGAUGAGUAGCGACCAGGCCAAAGAGAUUGAGGCUGUGCCCCCAUCGCUGCAGGACUUCAAGGCUCCUGUCCUGCCGGACAACAAGCUGGUGCUCUUCUUCCAUCCGUACAACUUCUACUCACAAAAAGUUCUUCUUGUCCUAUAUGAGAAGAAGAUCGACUUUUUCCCAUACGUUGUGGAUUUGUGCAAUGGAGAGCAGUAUUCCAGUUGGUUCCUGAACCUUAAUCCCAAAGGCGAUGUGCCAGUACUUCAGGAUGGAGCCUUUAUCGUUCCCAACUCGACGCACAUCAUCAACUAUGUGGAAAGCAAAUUCCGCGGAGCUAAGCACCCGGCGCUGAAGCCUGCACAAAACUCCAAGGACUACGACCAGAUGUUGCUCUAUGAGCAAGCGGUGGGUCGUCUACCAGUAGGAGCGCUCAGUCUGGGUUCCUUCAUCCACGAUGACCUUAAACUGGUGCCCAAAGCGCCCUUCAUAGGACCUGUGCGCCAGUCCUGCCUGAAGAACAACGAAAAGGUUCUGGACUUACUGCGCCGUUCCGUGGAAGAGCUGGCAUCUAACAAGGCUGCUCUGAAGAACAAGCUGGACAUCCAAGUGCGCCGUCGGGAUCUGGUCUCGUCCCGCGAGGAUUUCCAACGCGUUCUGGAUGCUGUGCGCCACUUCCUACUUUACGUAGAGCAGGAACUGUCAGCAAAAGCUCCCCGCAGCGAGUGGCUGACCGGAGACGAGCUUACCCUGGCAGAUAUCUCGCUGGGACUGCUCCUGCACCGGCUGUACCAAUUGGGCUUCGAGAAUCACUACUGGGCCUUCGGCAAGCUGCCCCAGGUUGAGGCCUACUUCCUGCGCUUCCGGCAGCGCGAGUCCUACCACCGCCUGCAGCCAAGCAACUUUGCCAUUUUGCGCGAGAUGUGGAUGCGGACGCCGGGCAACUACAAGCUGGGAGCGGGCGCCGGCUUCCUCGGUAUGGCCAUGUUCGCAGCCUUCGCCCACAAGUGAGCGGAGGAGGAUCGGGACACUAGACUUUGUUAACAAAUCCUUUUACUGUUAAAGUUGGGCACAUAUAAACACACGAACAUAAGAACGCUUAAA
This is a messenger RNA of Drosophila serrata, 1350 nucleotides long. It is a transcript of the gene Gdap1, whose product is annotated as ganglioside induced differentiation associated protein 1. Gene Ontology annotation, cellular component: mitochondrial outer membrane. Gene Ontology annotation, biological process: mitochondrial fusion; mitochondrial fission. The record is from RefSeq and is a predicted model, not a curated record. Lineage: Eukaryota; Metazoa; Arthropoda; Insecta; Diptera; Drosophilidae.